Molecule: messenger RNA, 250 nt
Organism: Hymenoscyphus albidus
Lineage: Eukaryota; Fungi; Ascomycota; Leotiomycetes; Helotiales; Helotiaceae
Source: the annotation of a GenBank genome assembly
AUGACAUCUGUGGAUUGUAGUCUCGUACAAGUAAACCCCUUCGUCAGCAUUGACAUUCUCCAUGCCAUCGUUGGCAAUGGGUAGUCAUCUCUUCAGAAUUUCCAGGUAUGUGGAACUGGACUUUGUCCGCGCUUCUAGAAGCUUUCUAACCUGGAAGUUCGGAUGUGCGCUACAAUUAUGGGAAUGGAUGGUGGAUUUCUUCAUGGAACGUGUCAUGAGAGCCUCAAAUGCCUUGGAUAGCGGGGGUUGA